Molecule: messenger RNA, 1883 nt
Organism: Malaya genurostris
Lineage: Eukaryota; Metazoa; Arthropoda; Insecta; Diptera; Culicidae
Product: synaptic vesicle glycoprotein 2A-like
Exons: 6
Coding region: 165-1733 (522 amino acids)
Biological process (GO): transmembrane transport
Molecular function (GO): transmembrane transporter activity
Source: RefSeq, a predicted model, not a curated record
AAUUUUCACAUGAGCCAGUUGUUCUGAAAAUGUACCAACGAGUAGAGCUGCUGAUUCUUGCAUCAAUGCAUUUGUGAAAAAGUGUUUUCAAAAUUUUCAUAGAGGAAAUUUUAUUGAUUUGAACGGUUUUUUUGUUGAAAUAAAAUUUUCUUUCAAUUAACAAAAUGACCAAACAAGAUGAAAAGAGUAUUGGAAAAAUUUUCACCAUUGAAGCUUUGGGUAACGACAAUAAAAAAGUGUUGGAAGUUAAAAGCCAUAGUUUUGAUGAAGCCAUCAAACUAGUCGGAUUUGGCCGAAUCAGUCAGCAUAUUUUUUUGAUGUCCGCGCUUGUCAUCCAGGCCGUUUCCAACGAGACCAUGGGAAUUUCUAUUCUGGUACCCGCGGCACACUGCGAUUUGAAUUUGUCGGCAACUGACAAGGGAAUGCUAACAGGAGUGAGCUUUGCCGGAAUCAUCCUGACGUUGCAUCUAUGGGGAUAUCUGGCAGAUACCAAAGGGCGCAAAAAUGUGAUCAUUAUUUCACUGAUACUCAACUUUCUAUGUUCGCUGCUGUCGAGUAUGGCGGGUGAUUUCGUCACCAUGGUGAUUCUUCGGUUACUUGUCGGAAUGUGCAUUUCAGCACCGUCGGCCACCAUCUACGCAUAUUUGGGCGAAUUUACGAAUACUGAGAAGCGAACCAUGAUAAUAUCUUUUGCCAGUGUUGCUGUCGGAUUAUCGUCUAUCUUUACCGGAGCUCUCGGUUGGUUAGUUUUAUCGUUCGACUGGCGCGUCGAUCUUUGGGGUUUGGUGGAAUUUAGGCCGUGGCGUUUGCUGUUGAUCCUGUACUCGUUGCCCGGUGCGAUUGCUGGUGUUUGGAUGAUCUUCCUGCCCGAAAGUCCCAAGUUCUAUCUUUCCCAAGGAAGGGAUGAUUUGGCACUGAAGGUAUUGCAGAACAUGUUCCUGGGUAACAAUGCAGGUGCUACGCUAGAUGAGUUCUCCGUUCGACGGAUAACUCCGGAAGUGUGCGAAGAUGAUGUAGGCAAACAGAGGAAAGGAUUUUUAGCAGUUCUAUGUGGCAUGUGGAAUCAAACGACUCCGCUGUUCCGAAGACCAAAUCUGCUAUAUUUUAUCGUCUGCUGUGCGCUACAGUUUGGAAUGUAUUUUGUGUCUGCUGGAAUGGGUUUAUGGUAUCCAGAGAUUAUCAACCAAUUGACAUCGGUUGUCCGGAACAAUUCGGAAGGUAUCUGCGAUAUCAUAGAAGAUCAGAACGACUCCGAUAAAGAAUUCGCUCUAAACGAGGUUGCCAAAUGCGAUGAUCAUAUGACACAAGAUGUUUUUAUUUACGUCAUCGUUUUGGGAUCAAUCUACGCCGUUUCUUACCUCGCUGUAUCCGCAGUUCUGCGCAAAGUGAAACGAGGUUAUAUCCUGUUCUUCAAUCUGUUCAUCUCCGGAACGUUCGGAAUGCUGUUGUUAUUCAUCGAUAAUAUGUAUCUCGUGCUAAUGCUGUUUUGUUCGUUUAUGGUCUUCGCCGGAGUCUCAAUAUCACUGGUAAACGGAGCAGCUGUGUCCAUAUUUCCUACCAACGUUCGAGCGAUGGCAGUCGGGUUGAGUCUUAUGAUGGGCCGAUUGGGCAGUGUUGCCGGUACCAACCUAAUCGGACUAAUAAUGGAGAGAAACUGCACGAUGACGUUCGUUCUUUUCGCAGCAAGCUCCCUGAUGGGAGCCGUUUUGACACUCAUACUUCCCCGACGGUAGCUGAAUCUUGUCUUGAAUUUCAAGAAGCGUGAGCGCGAAUUACGGAGAAAACUUUUUUCUUUCAAAGAGAUGGUGGAAAAUUCAACAGAUUCGAGUUCAAACCGAAAAAAAUAAAGUCUCAAGAAUGCCUGUACGGCGCUAAGAUAAGAA